Messenger RNA from Falco peregrinus (peregrine falcon), 3242 nucleotides. RefSeq names its product 1-phosphatidylinositol phosphodiesterase-like. The record is from RefSeq and is a predicted model, not a curated record. The coding region runs from base 444 to 1676 and encodes 410 amino acids. The transcript is spliced from 2 exons. NCBI's taxonomy places the organism in Eukaryota, Metazoa, Chordata, Aves, Falconiformes, Falconidae. Gene Ontology annotation, molecular function: phosphoric diester hydrolase activity. Gene Ontology annotation, biological process: lipid metabolic process.
ACCCCCCCUGCCACCCGCGCUGGACCUGCCACAGCCGUGGCAGCUUCCCUGGUGACUCCAGUGUGAAGCAGCUGCUGGUGCCUGAAGAGCAAGGAGAUGGAGCCCACUCCCCAGGGGACCCUCGCUGAGCAGGUCCUGGGGUGUGCUGUUAGGCACAGAGGCCCUGCUCCAGAUGCCCGCCCGGUGGGGAUGACUGCCAUCGUCCCCGGGGCAGGCUGGGUCCCACUGGGGCAUAGCUCGAGCGGGCAUGUGGGCACCCGGGCGCUCGCUGCAGCUGCUCCCAUGAGUAGCAUCAAGGAGCCCCAUGGCACCCCAAUCCUGUUUGUCCUGAUUCCUGAGGAGGGAGGUGCAGGGGCCUGAAUGGCUGCUUUCGGGAUCAGCCAGGCGAUUUUCCAGCCUGGCGUGUCUGCCGACAGUUCCCCCUGGCUGAGGAUGAAUCUCUGAUGCACGUGCUACCUGCGGGGCAGGAUGCACAUCAUGAUCAUCAGCGGGUUAAUGGCCAGCAUCCCGCUUCACCUGCCAGUGUGCCGCUGUGCUGCUGGCACCCACUGUCGAGCGCCCCGUCCAGCGGGCUGCACCCCGCAGCCGCAGGGAACACAGCAGGGCUCGGUGGGCUGGCCAAGUGCCGGGGCAACCGCUCUCCCGGCAGCAUGGAGGUGCAGUGCCAGCGCAGUGCGGCAUUUGACUGCACUCCCCAGCCGGCAGCCUGCUGCCCUGACUGGAUGGCAGGGCUCCCUGAUGCCCUGCCUCUCUCCCGCCUCUCCAUUCCUGGCACCCACGACUCCCUCAGCUUGUUUGGUGGCCAGCGCCUGCGGUGCCAGAGCUGGAGCCUGGAGGCCCAGCUGGUGGCCGGCAUCCGCUUCCUGGAUGUGCGCUGCAAGCUGGCACGGGGCGAGCUCCACGUCUACCACCUCUGCACCUUCCAGCGGGCCAGCCUGCGGGGGGUCCUGCGCCGCACCCUGCGCUUCCUCCGUGCUCACCCCAGCGAGGCCGUGCUCAUGCGCAUCAAGGAGGAGCUGCCCAUCUUCUCCCAGCCUGGCUUCGCUGCCCGGCUGCACCGCUGCUUGCUAGAGGAGGGACAGAGCUGCAUGUGGUGCCGGGAAGAGGUGCCAACGCUGGGCCAGGUGCGGGGGAAGAUUGUGGUGCUGGAGGCGCUGGCGCGGGAGGUGCUGGGCAUUCCCUACGAGCAGCUGAGCAUCAGCGACGCCUGGAACGUCCUCUCACUGGAGCGCAAGUGGGCCCGGGCCCGGCGGCACCUGGAGAGGGCAGCCAGUGGGGACCCGGCCACCAUGCACCUCACCUUCUGCUCAGGCAAUGGGCUCUUCACCUGUCCCGAGGAGGUGGCACGCUUUGUGAACCCCCGCUGCUACCAGCACCUGCGGCGCCGGGGCAGGCAGCCCGUGCGCUGGGGAGUGGUCAUCAUGGACUUCCCUGGUGCAGGGCUCCUCCAGCUCAUUGUGGAGAGCAACAGCCCACAGACCAGUGGCCCCAUCACAGCAGCCCCUGGCACCCCCCCAGUACCCUCACGGCACCCCCGCGGCAGAGGGGAUGGGCGCCACAGACAGCACAGCUCCACGCGCUGCUCACGCCGGUGCCCAUCAGGACGGACACUGCUCCCGGCCUCACACCUCCGCCGAAAGACAUCAGCGCCCAGUAGAGCAAAAGCAAGUUCCUAGCUCUUGCUGGCACCAGGAAGCCUUCAUGUGACAAUGGUGUGACAGCGCCAGAGGCAGCAGAGGAGGGUUGGUGGCUUCAGGCGGUCUGGGGAGCUGCCCCCUGCACGCAGCUCUCCCCUGAGGAGCUGGGUACAGUCCUGGCAGGGCCUGGGCUGACUGAGUCCCCAGCAGAGCAGCAGGGAGAGGCAGAGGGAAAAGGUCCUGCCAGGCCUCCUCUUGGGCUGGCGAGUCCACCUGAAAUGCCUUUCUGCAAAACAGCCUUUAUUCCUUUCAAGGGUAAAUAAAAUUACUCUAGGAAAGCACUUUCUAUAUUGCCUUCCCUAGCAGAAAAAAGUGCAGAAAAGACCUUUUGCUUUUGCUGCUCAGAUGUGAAAGAGCCCGUACCCCUCUGUCCAUGGCUGAAGCACAGUUAAAUUGGUGUUUGUAACCAUCUCGCUCUUAAAGUAGAGCUGUGAGAGAGGUCAGAGGAGGAGGAAUUCACUUCAAAGAUGACAGUAAAUGGUUAGGAACAUCCUUCCCCUCGUUAUUUUAGCUUUUGUUUUUUUCUUGCAGGGCCUUGCCCCAAAAGUCAGGACUGUUAGAGAGAGGUGACUUCAGCAAGCGCCGCUGGCCCCGUGCACGGAAAGCUGGAUGGCCACAGCUGCGGCAGUUCAGAUGGGGCUACCCCCUCCCUGGGGUCACACAGCCGGGGGAUGCUGCACAGGACAAAGCCCAGCAGUUUGCAACAGCACAGGCAGCGUGGACAGGAGAGUUUGUAGAUCCACAAAACCAAAAUGUGCUUAAAAUGCACAUUGUGCCAGCACCUGCCCUACCUGCAGAAAAUAAAUCCGCAAUUUAAAUAGACCGGCGAGCCACAGGACACAGUAGCUCCUUGAAGCAGAAAGAUAACUGGGAUCCCAGGGGAGAAAGCAUCAAACUGCCGGCUGCACUGAAGCAAGGAGGUGAGAAAGAGAAGAGGAAAACUCAGCCCUGUCCUGUCAAAAGGUGAAGAACACCCUCAAAGAUGCUUCUGUCUCAGGGGAAAAAUGCAGCCUGGCACAGUGCCUGCCAGAGGGCAUGCUGCAGGAUUUCCUGGCCAGAGGCAAGGACAUUGUUUUCUCUGCAGGGCCUGGCCCUGGCUGGAGACACAGCCCUUGGUGCUGAGCAUGGUCAUCUGCUGGCCCUGGGCGGGCUGCGGCGGCGCUGGGCUGGGCAGGCAGCAGGGGAGGACGGAGCCUGUGCUGCCAUGAGCCAGGACGGAGGGGAGUAGGCAAUAGCGCGCAGGGGAUGUUGGAGGUGACAGACAGAGAAAUCUGUUUCUGGACUUGCUUUGUGAUAAAUCUCUGCAUUAAACUGGACAUGUGACAAAGCACUGGUGAUGUCUGGGGUGCCAGUGGCCUGUUCCGUUGGCUGUCAGACCUCCACUGCCUGGGCCGCCCCUGUGCCCAGCCAGCAUGAAAGCUCUAGGCAUUGCUCUCAUGCCAGGAAGAUGGGUGCUAUCAAGGGAGGGGCAGUCAGAUCGGUGGCCUGUCCCAGCUUUCCAGGGAUGCACGGUGCCAUGGGGAGCCGGGCAGGGUGCAGGCAGAG